Messenger RNA from Hypoxylon trugodes, 1829 nucleotides. Its product is annotated as aspartate-semialdehyde dehydrogenase. The coding region runs from base 127 to 1215 and encodes 362 amino acids. Gene Ontology annotation, molecular function: protein dimerization activity; NAD binding; aspartate-semialdehyde dehydrogenase (NADP+) activity. The record is from RefSeq and is a predicted model, not a curated record. NCBI's taxonomy places the organism in Eukaryota, Fungi, Ascomycota, Sordariomycetes, Xylariales, Hypoxylaceae. Gene Ontology annotation, biological process: L-threonine biosynthetic process. The transcript has 4 exons.
CGCCUGUAAAUCUUUACGGGGGCAAAUUGACACACAUUUAAGGGGACCUUAAAAAAUAAAUAUUCGCGACACAGUACUUGCGCAGGAAUUUAAUAUUUUGAGGAGGCAAUUAGCUAUAAGACAAUCAUGGCUUCCCAAUUCCCUACUAAGAAAUGCGGUGUCCUAGGCUGCACAGGUUCCGUAGGCCAGCGAUUCAUCCUCCUCCUGUCGCAACAUCCACACUUUGUCCUUCACGCCGUAGGAGCCUCAUCUAGAUCAGCCGGCAAAAAGUAUAAGGAUGCUGUCCGGUGGAAGCAAGCCUCUCCCAUGGGCGCCGUUGGCGAAUUAGUUGUGCGCGAGUGCAAAGCUAGCGAGUUUGCAGAUUGCGAUGUAGUCUUCAGCGGUUUGGACUCAGACGUUGCUGGUGAAAUCGAAAUGGAAUUCCUCAAAGCCAACCUCGCCGUAUUCUCCAACGCCAAAAACUACCGCCGCGACCCUCUCGUUCCCCUCGUCGUACCCACGGUUAACUUACCACACCUGGACCUAAUCCUACACCAACGCCAACACCAUGGCCUCGAGAAGGGAUUUCUUGUUUGCAACUCGAACUGCGCAGUCAUCGGUCUCGUAAUCCCCUUCGCAGCACUCCAAGCCCGCUUCGGCCCCGUCGACGCCGUCAGCGUCGUAACCAUGCAAGCCGUCUCCGGCGCAGGGUACCCGGGCGUGAGUAGUAUGGAUAUAAUGGACAACGUAGUCCCCUUCAUCUCCGGCGAAGAAGACAAACUCGAGACCGAGGCGCGUAAGAUCCUAGGCGGUGUUAACGACGGGAAAACCGCGUUCGUCGAACAAGAAGGGCUGAAAGUGUCCGCAGCUUGUAACCGAGUACCGGUACUUGAUGGACACACAGCUUGUGUUUCGCUGAGAUUCGCGAAGAGACCGUCGCCUCCGGCGGAGGAGGUUAGGAAGGCGCUUAGGGAGUAUGUUAGUGAGGCGGAGAAACUGGGGUGUCCGAGUGCGCCGAGGCCGAGUAUUCAGGUUUUUGAUGAGCCGGAUCGUCCGCAGCCUAGGUUGGAUCGUGAUUUGGGAAGGGGUUAUACGGUUAGUGUGGGACGUGUGCGGGAGGAUGAGAGUGGGAUUUUUGAUAUUAAGUUUGUUGCGCUGAGCCAUAACACUGUUAUUGGAGCUGCUGGCUCGUCGAUAUUGAACGCUGAGGCGGCGGUGCUUAAGGGGUUUAUCUGAGAAAGAGUAGGUAGGGAGCAAGCUUGCAUCUUGCAUCUACAGGCGUUUGGUGGACUAGUUCAUUUGCAUGGGAAGACAAAAAGGAGACAAGCAUUUGUAGAUAUCGUGGUAAAGAUGAUAACCGUGGAAAUGAAAAGUGAUUUAUUCUUCGACGAGAAAGUGUAGUUGUGCGAUGGUGAUAUGUGUUAAAAGAUAUUCCCUACGAGCCAGAGUUUCAGGGCUAUAAUAGUCUUCCUAGGUGCAAAAACUGGUAAAACCUAUUGCUUGAUUCUGAAUGGAGGCAAUAUGUUUUGCAACUAAAAUUAUUCUGAUGUAUUUGCAAGGAAUUGAUUAUUUUAUGUUAUUAGAGAUAGUCCUUUGUUCCUUUGUUCGAAUAGGUAUAAUUUAACAAAAUGCAGAAGCGACGUCCGUAUAUAAACUGAGGAGCUAUUAUUCGAACUUUAUUCUCACCAAAUCAUCUUCACUAUAGCUUUAGUGGAUGGCGCACUAAAUUUUGGCGUUGUUCGAAUUCGGCGGGGCAGUGUAUAGUAUAUAGAGCCCUAUAAGCAGCCAACUUUUCAUCACCUCGUCAGCCAAUGACAAGCCAUCAUCCACUUAGCUGAGCACAGCUAACU